Messenger RNA from Komagataella phaffii GS115, 1389 nucleotides. RefSeq lists its product as uncharacterized. The transcript has a single exon. The coding region runs from base 1 to 1389 and encodes 462 amino acids. NCBI's taxonomy places the organism in Eukaryota, Fungi, Ascomycota, Pichiomycetes, Pichiales, Pichiaceae. The record is from RefSeq and is a predicted model, not a curated record.
AUGACAUUUCAAGUAGCCUUACCGAAACUUAGACGAACUCUCACAGACAUAAUGGAGGAUGAGCUGUAUCAUGUACCGGAUCUUCCAGCGACCGCUGAUGCUGAUAUGACCGAACCAUCUAUGUACGCAAGCAACACGAAUAUUGAUACAGAAAUGAACCUGUACCAGGAUUAUUCCCGAGCCCUCAACAGAAUAAGCAGCGGAUCAAACAGCCCUGUCGUUUCCCAUUCUGGCGCAUACUGGUCAAAUACUAACUCCAUAAAUGGGAGCCAGGAGUUCCUAACGAUACCGGAUACCAUGGAUGAAGAUAAAGAUCAAGAUAUGACAGGCAUGAUGGGUUUGCAACAGAAUGAUCCGGCUCAACCCCCUUUGGAAGAAGACAAUGGUGAGGAUGAAGACGACGAAUUUGAUGAUGACGAGGUAAUUUAUGAUUAUGACUACGAGGUCAAACCAUUCACCGCAUAUGCCGAUCGUAAUGCUCUUAGUUAUGGAUAUGAACCAUUUCAAAAAGUUGAGGAUUAUAACAAGAAUUACAUGCUCAGUUCUUUUAAGGGAUUCCCUGAGAAAGCUGAUCCACAACUUAGCUUUCCCGAUGACGAAAUUUUAGGGCGUAAUCCGUUUGAUUUUGAAAUGAAUGACACAUCCUCCAAACUCUACAUUUAUCCCGAGGAAGAAGACAAGGCCGAGAUCAAUCAUUUCGACCUCAAGAAAGAGUUCCUUGAGGAAGAUAUUUCUGAGGAUGAGAACGAUGAUACCAACAGAACUAACAACAUUGAAAACAAUACAACAAGCAUGAUUAACAUCAACCCUGGGUUGGCAGAAGCUGGCAAUUCUGUAAUUCCCCCACAAUUACUCCGAAGUUCCCCAGUCAUUUCCCCCAUCUCCAACCAAGCCCAGGAGGCUACCGGUACAAACUCCGUAAGAUCCAAUGUUUCUGAGAACAACACCCCCAAGCAGCAAGAAAUCAAGUUCAAGAUUCCAUCGUCUCCUUCCGGGGAAGAAGACGUCCACCAGUGUCAACUUGUAAAUCCUACCACCGGUCAGAAAUGUUUCAAGCAGUUUUCUAGACCCUAUGAUUUAAUCAGACAUCAAGAAACCAUCCAUGCGGAACGCAAGAAGAUUUUUCGAUGUAUUCUGUGUGAAACGGAUGCUUUAAGACAUGAGAAUAGAGUUCCCGCCUACUACGAUGGGUGCAAGUUCGUUAGUGUUCCUACGGAAUCAGGGGAAUUGGCCCGGGUCGUUCUUCCAGAUCAACCCCCUCGUAUCUCCAAGAAGACUUUUAGCCGUGGAGAUGCUCUUUCUCGACAUGUUCGUGUAAAGCAUGGACUUACCGGUACAUCUGCAACUGAUGCUAUAAGAUAUGCAAAAGAUCAUGUAGAAUACCUUUAG